Adineta ricciae is the source of this 741-nucleotide messenger RNA. Lineage: Eukaryota; Metazoa; Rotifera; Eurotatoria; Adinetida; Adinetidae. The record is from the annotation of a GenBank genome assembly.
AUGCCUGUUACUACUCGUGCAGUAGCAUCAAAAGCUCAAGUUAAUGCUGAUUUAACUCAUUCACAAGAUGAAACAGCGUCAACUUCAACAAAAAAUAAAAAAGCAAAACAAAAGCGUAUUUCAAAGAAAGGAAGCAAACAAAGUCAGGUACAAUCCAAAACAUCUUGUGCUGAACUUGAGGUUAAUCUUUUAUCGGAAAAAUCAUCAACAGCGUCAGGUGCUGUACUUACACUCGCAGAUAUUUGUGAGCAAUCUCAUGAAGUCUUGGUGCAACAGGAAAUCGAUGCAGCAAUUCAACCAUGCACAUCACCAAAAACAACUCCAAUUUCUCACUCAACAUCUCCAUCAAAAGACGAUGAUAACCAUUCUAUCAUAUCAUCAAAAUUAUUAGACAACGACGAACAUGAUUUUAUGCAUGUACCGAUCACUGGUGGAGAUAUAACAACUGGUUUAUCGACGCGUGGUGGCAAAAUGGUUUUUAUAAAUGGCUUCGCAUAUUCGUACAUGGGUAUGUCAAAAAAGACAACAGGUUGGCGAUGUGCUCGACGAAAAGAGAAUUGCAAAGCUGUUAUUCAUAUUUCGAAAGAAACAGGAAAAAUUCAAGAAUGGAAUGGUGUGUAUCAUUGCCACCAACCUGAUCAACGUGAAGAUCGAGAACGUGAAAUAUUAAACAAAAUAAAACAACGUGUUCUUGAUGAAAAUCGAUCAAUUAAGAUGAUAAUCGAAGAGGAAUAUAGAUAG